Messenger RNA from Penicillium malachiteum, 852 nucleotides. Its product is annotated as SDR family NAD(P)-dependent oxidoreductase. Gene Ontology annotation, cellular component: membrane. Lineage: Eukaryota; Fungi; Ascomycota; Eurotiomycetes; Eurotiales; Aspergillaceae. The coding region runs from base 1 to 852 and encodes 283 amino acids. Gene Ontology annotation, molecular function: oxidoreductase activity. The record is from RefSeq and is a predicted model, not a curated record. The transcript has 2 exons.
AUGAACUCGCCAUUCACAUUGAGGACAGAUGUCUACCAGCCCAUUUCUCCCGAGACACUUGCCGGGUCGGUAAAAGGGAAAAACGCACUUGUCACUGGUUCCGGCAGAGGUAUUGGGCGUGAGAUUGCGCUUGCGCUAGCUCAAGCUGGCGCGAAUGUCGGAAUUACUGCUCGUACCGCAAGCGAAGUAGAAGCAACAGUUGUGGAUGUCCAGGGCGUGACUGUGGGUGCGGGGAAGGUCAUUGGGAUAACAGCCGACGUUCUCAAACGGGAUGAUCAACAACGCCUCAUUCGGGAAUUCCAUGAAAAGCUAGGCCCGAUUCACAUAUUGAUCUUGAAUGCGGGGAACAAUGUGUUCCAGCCAUUUCACCUAACCGAGGCUGAUGGCUGGUGGGAUGUCAUGGAGCUGAACGUGCGCGCCCCCGUCGAACUCACUCGUCUGGUACUUCCCGAGAUGAUGGAACGGAAUGAGGGAUCUAUUGUUUUCACCUCUUCUCGAGCGGCAAAGGCCGAUCUACCAUUCACAACAAGCUACAACUGUGCGAAGACAUCUAUUACACGAUUCGCGGGGACAUUGCAGGCUGAGAUGGAACAAAUCCAACCUAAACAACACAACGCCGAUAACGGAAUUGAACUCUUUAGCAUCCAUCCUGGCGAAAUUGAGACUCAGCUUCAUCAGUCGGCAAUCCCGGAGAAGACCCGGAAGACCCGACCACACUAUGCACCCCGCUUACCAGCCUGGACUGUCGUGUGGCUUUGUACCGGAAGAGCCGCGGGUCUAAGGGGUCAAUAUGUUGACUGUACAAGAGAUGUUGAGGAGCAGAUGAAAUCCCACCAAAGCAAUAUCAAAUAG